CUUGAAUCCUAUGAGUUUGCAAUCUGUAGAACGUUAUCCAUCAUACUAUACAAUGAUUCAUUUUGAAAAAUUAGGAUUUAUAGCGGCAUGCAGAGCUUGUUUCACCUGAACAAUGGAAGGGAACUCAGGACACUUCUUGAUCCUUAGAAGUUGUUAGAUAUGUUUCCCUUCUUUUCCUUGUUGCAGUGGCUGAGUGUGUCCAAAAAGCAUCAUUCAAAAGAAGGCGAUUACCUUUGCAACCUAGGAAGAAACAUGGAUCACCUGGCUUCGUUCAGCAGUGACCCUUUUGACAAGCCACCAUGCCGAGGGUGUUCCUCUUACCUUGCAGAGCCGUACAUUAAAUGCGCAGAAUGCGGCCCACCUCCUUUUUUGCUGUGCUUGCAGUGCUUCACAAGAGGAUUUGAGUAUAAGAAACAUCAGAGUGACCAUUCCUAUGAAAUAAUGACCUCUAACUUCCCUGUCCUUGAUCCUACUUGGACAGCUCAAGAAGAAAUGGCCCUUCUGGAAGCAGUGAUGGAUUGUGGCUUUGGAAAUUGGCAGGAUGUUGCCAACCAGAUGAGUGUGAAGACGAAAGAAGAAUGUGAAAAGCAUUACAUGAAGCAUUUCAUCAAUAACCCCCUUUUUGCCUCCUCCUUAUUACAUCUGAAGCAGACGGAGGAGAAGCAGCACACCAGCUUAGCAAUUCCGUUUUAUGCAUCUGAAGAUCCUCCCCGACCUACCUUUGAUUCUGUUCUCUCAAGAGAUAUGGCAGGAUACAUGCCAGCAAGGGCAGAUUUCAUUGAGGAGUUUGACAAUUACGCUGAAUGGGAUUUAAGAGAUAUAGAUUUUGUGGAGGAUGACUCAGACCUUUUACAUGCUUUGAAGAUUGCAGUUGUAGAUAUCUAUCACUCUCGGCUAAAGGAAAGGCAAAGACGGAAAAAAAUCAUAAGAGAACAUGGACUAAUCAAUCUCAGAAAGUUUCAGGUUCUGGAAAGAAGAUAUCCACAGAAGGUUCAAGAUCUCUAUGAGACCAUGAGGCACUUUGCAAGGAUAUUGGGGCCAAUGGAACAUGAUAAAUUCAUAGAGAGCCAUGCAUUGGAGUUUGAGCUGCGUACUGAAAUCAAACGCCUGCAGGAGUACAGGUUAGCAGGAAUCACCAAUUUCUGCAGUGCAAGGACGUACGACCGUCUCAAGAAGGUGCGCGAAGAGGAGCGAUUAAAACGCACCAUGCUCUCCGAAGUCCUUCAGUACAUCCAGGACAGCAACGCCUGCCAGCAGUGGCUCAGCCGGCAAGCCGACAUCGAUUCCGGCCUGAGUCUCACAAUACCAGUUACAUCAAAUUCAGGUAGGAGAAGCGCCCCUCCAUUGAACCUCACCGGUCUCCCUGGGACAGAAAAGCUGAAUGAGAAGGAAAAAGAGCUCUGUCAAGUGGUUCGGUUGGUCCCCGGCGCAUAUCUGGAGUACAAGGCCGCCUUAGUCAACGAGUGCCACAAACAAGGGGGCCUGAGGCUAGCCCAGGCACGUGCCCUCAUCAAGAUUGACGUGAACAAGACCAGGAAGAUCUACGACUUCCUCAUCCGAGAAGGGUAUAUCACCAAAGCCUAACGAAAGAGCAGUCACCAUGGAAACUUUUCUGCCAGCGCUUUUGAAGCAAAGACUGGGAUUUCUUCUGCCAUGGCUGCCGUGCAAGCUUGAGAAGACCUCUUUGCAAGCUCCCGUCACAUUUCCCUUCACGGGUUUGUUUCAACGCUGGUGUGUAACGAUUGUGUGCCCUGUACUGCUAUGAACAUUUGGGGAAGGAUUGUAGGACAUGUAAUCUAUUAAUAAAAUAUAAGUGGGUCGUUGUUUCUCA
Messenger RNA from Candoia aspera, 1831 nucleotides. It is a transcript of the gene TADA2A, whose product is annotated as transcriptional adaptor 2A. Gene Ontology annotation, biological process: chromatin remodeling; regulation of transcription by RNA polymerase II. Gene Ontology annotation, molecular function: protein binding; chromatin binding; transcription coactivator activity. Bases 160 to 1584 code for a protein of 474 amino acids. The transcript has 15 exons. Lineage: Eukaryota; Metazoa; Chordata; Lepidosauria; Squamata; Candoiidae. The record is from RefSeq and is a predicted model, not a curated record. Gene Ontology annotation, cellular component: SAGA-type complex; nucleus.